Molecule: messenger RNA, 1305 nt
Organism: Suillus bovinus
Lineage: Eukaryota; Fungi; Basidiomycota; Agaricomycetes; Boletales; Suillaceae
Exons: 3
Coding region: 1-1305 (434 amino acids)
Molecular function (GO): protein binding
Source: RefSeq, a predicted model, not a curated record
AUGCAAACAUUCGACAGAUUUUCCCCCGUUCCAGAUAUCAUCAGUGCUCUGCAGACUAUUCUUGCAAAUUCACGAGUAAUCAUUUCUGCAGACCUUGACACCCCGUAUUCCAGACUCUCCAAUACCGACCGUUCUGCUAUCGAGCUUAAAGACCGCAGCAUAAGCGCCAUCAUCACCGAACGCCAGCAACAGUUGGAUGCAACUUUGCACGAGACCUCAGCCCUGGAAACCGUGAUGGAUUGUCUAAAAAAUCUUCAGAAACAACUUGUCGAAAAGGUGGACAAGAUCAUCCAGUCUAUGAAUUUGCACAAGGGACUCCUGUCGCCUCUCUGGCGCUUGCCAAACGAGGUCUUAUCCCUGAUUUUUGUUCACUGUCUCCCGACACAUCAUCACCUGAUGCCCGCCGCAAGGUUAGCUCCCAUGUUAUUGACGGCAAUAUGUCGGCGAUGGAGGGAAGUUGCUGUGAACAUGCCCAAAUUGUGGUGCAGGCUGCACAUACAGGAAGCUGAAGGCAGGGACUGGCAGCGGAUAGCUUUCUGCUAUAGUUCAUGGCUGGAACGGUCACGAGGAUUUCGGCUCUCCUUAACACUUGGGAGUCUCCGAAGUCGCUCAACCAACACACAAAACCUUCUUCAGCCUUACAUCAAUCAAAUCUCAUCUCUCUCUAUCCUUGUUCAUCGCCAGGUCCCUGAAUUUAUUAUGACAGAUUCACUAGCACUUGAGGAUCUGACCGUCAGCAUCGCCUAUCUUAAUGCUAUGCCAGCUAUCGCGCAAUUCAUCUCACGACAGCGUUUGUCCCUUCGCAGUCUCAAGCUAAAGGGGCUGGUGUUCAACCUCCAUUACUUAUCGUGUCUCAACUCCGUAUGGGCACACCUGACAAACGUCGAACUUGCGAUAGAUCAACCGAAUACAGUCAUUCAUCUACUCCGUCUGUGUUCCAACCUCUCCGCGUUCACAAUUCACGCAGUUUUCAUGCACACUGGCAUACAGGCUAUAGAGCCAUUUACGCAUACCAAAAUUCAGUCUCUACGCAUCGAUAACAGUAACUCUGGACUCACAGACAGUCUAUCUCGUCUGAUCGAUGCUCUAUCACUCCCCAAGUUACGCGUGUUUGAAGCUCGGUAUGUACGGACAUGGCCUCAUGAGGAGUUGAAGGCAUUCCUAGUACGGUCGAAUUGUCCUCUGAUGAGCCUGGACCUCGGCUUUGGAGUGACAACGACAGACGAGCAGAGAGCGGAAUACAUUGCUAUCAUUCCUUCCCUCGAAGUCGUAGUGGAUCCCAUGGGUCGUGAUCACUUUAUAUAG